UCUUAAAACACGUGUAAUUGUCACGCGCUUGGCAGUUUCAAAAACUAUAGUGGUUAAGCUAAGGCCAAAUGAUCAAAGUUUAAUCAUUCGUCCGCAGUAAUUACGGUAGACUCGAUCACAUGUGAUCAGUAACGCUUCCGCCGAGGGUACAACUCAGUUAAGCAGACGAAUAUUCGACCAGACAACAAGCAGGUUCUUUUCAAGCUCUCAAAACCAACUGACUCCCAAGUCCCAACAGUCACGGAGAACGUGUGCUGCUCAAGCUUGUUCCAAAACCUUUCACUGAAACUGCUUUCUCUGCUUCAUCAAAUUGGAACAGGGGCCUGGGAAAGUUUCAGUUUUUGAAGUAGAGAUCUAGGGUUUCUGAGUAUGGAAAAAGUGGUUGCUGUGAUCAUGGUUGGCGGACCAACUAAAGGGACUCGAUUUCGACCAUUAUCUUUCAAUACACCAAAACCGUUAUUUCCAUUAGCAGGUCAGCCAAUGGUUCACCAUCCGAUUUCAGCUUGCAAAAGGAUUCCAAACUUGGCUCAGAUAUUUCUAAUUGGGUUCUAUGAGGACAGGGAAUUUGCAUUAUAUGUUUCUUCCAUCUCUAAUGAGUUGAAAGUGCCAGUGAGAUACUUAAAAGAGGAUAAACCACACGGUUCAGCUGGUGGCCUUUAUUACUUCAGAGACAUGAUCAUGGAAGACAGCCCGUCGCAUAUAUUUCUGCUGAAUUGUGAUGUUUGCUGCAAUUUUCCGCUCACAGACAUGCUUGAGGCCCAUAAAAGAAGUGGUGGGAUGGGAACAAUGCUAGUAAUCAAGGUUUCUGCUGAGUCUGCCCAUGAGUUUGGUGAGUUGGUUGCUGAUCCAAUCACCAAAGAGUUGUUGCAUUACACGGAGAAACCUGAGACUUUUGUAAGCGAUUUAAUAAACUGUGGUGUUUACAUCUUUACCCCAGAUAUUUUUACUGCCAUUCACGAUGUCUUUACUCAUCGGGAGGAUAGAGCUAAUAUACGCCAGAUGUCCAGUUUUGAAGCCCUCCAGUCUGCUACAAGGGCCUUUCCUGUAGAUUUUGUAAGGUUGGAUCAAGAUAUAUUAUCCCCUCUUGCUGGAAAGAAGCAACUUUAUACAUAUGAGACCACGGAUUUCUGGGAACAGAUCAAGACUCCGGGGAUGUCUCUGAAAUGUUCAGCUCUGUAUCUAGCGCAAUUUAAAAUGACCUCACCCCAUCUUUUGGCCAGUGGAGAUGGAAUAAAGAAUGCUUCAAUUAUUGGCGAUGUGUUCAUUCAUCCAUCUGCUAAAGUACAUCCAACUGCAAAGAUUGGGCCAAAUGUCUCUAUUUCAGCGAAUGUUCGUGUAGGAGCAGGUGUGAGGCUUAUAAGUUGCAUCAUCCUGGAUGAUGUAGAAAUUAAGGAAAAUGCAGUUGUAAUAAAUUCCAUCAUUGGAUGGAAAUCUUCACUUGGCAAAUGGUCACGUGUUCAGGGAAGUGGGGACUACAAUGAGAAGCUUGGAAUCACCAUCCUCGGAGAAGCUGGUAUGGUAGAAGACGAAGUUGUGGUGAUCAACAGCAUUGUUCUUCCGAACAAGACUCUUAACGUUAGUGUACAGGAGGAGAUAAUUUUGUAACAAAAAGAGAUACAAUGAAGGCUCCUGGUCGGCGUUUUAACUUGAAGUCCAGAAAGCAAAUUUAUUUGUGUACUAAAUUUUUCUGUGAGAAUGAAGAAGUUUCUGAUUUAAUGAUUCUGUUCGUUUGGCUGAGUCUUGAUGAUGCUUAAUGAAACUCUAUAGAAGACAUGAGGAGCAAUACUGUACUGUCUCUGUAAGAACAAUAUUGGUCUAGAAUCUCAUAAAAAUAAAUUUAGGCAGUGUGAACAUUUACAAUC
Mangifera indica (mango) is the source of this 1862-nucleotide messenger RNA. Its product is annotated as mannose-1-phosphate guanyltransferase alpha-like. Lineage: Eukaryota; Viridiplantae; Streptophyta; Magnoliopsida; Sapindales; Anacardiaceae. The transcript has 15 exons. Bases 370 to 1605 code for a protein of 411 amino acids. Gene Ontology annotation, biological process: biosynthetic process. Gene Ontology annotation, cellular component: cytoplasm. The record is from RefSeq and is a predicted model, not a curated record.